Micromonas commoda is the source of this 657-nucleotide messenger RNA. RefSeq lists its product with no specific name. Bases 59 to 397 code for a protein of 112 amino acids. The transcript has 3 exons. Gene Ontology annotation, molecular function: electron transfer activity; heme binding. Gene Ontology annotation, biological process: mitochondrial electron transport, ubiquinol to cytochrome c; mitochondrial electron transport, cytochrome c to oxygen. NCBI's taxonomy places the organism in Eukaryota, Viridiplantae, Chlorophyta, Mamiellophyceae, Mamiellales, Mamiellaceae. The record is from RefSeq and is a predicted model, not a curated record. Gene Ontology annotation, cellular component: mitochondrial intermembrane space.
AAGAUACGGCGCCGACGUCAUUCUGGACGCUCGCGUCAGACUCAACACUCGUAACACAAUGGCUUCCUUUGCCGAGGCCCCCGCGGGCGACGCCGAAAAAGGCGCCAAGAUUUUCAAGACCAAGUGCGCGCAGUGCCACGUGGCCGAGUCCGGCGGCGGUCACAAGCAGGGCCCCAACCUCGGCGGUCUCUUCGGUCGCGUUUCCGGCACCACCGAGGGCUUCGCCUACUCCGCCGCCAACAAGAACAAGGGCGUGAAGUGGGGCGAGGAGACCCUCUACGACUACCUCCUCAACCCCAAGAAGUACAUCCCGGGCACCAAGAUGGUCUUCGCGGGCCUCAAGAAGCCCCAGGACCGCGCGGAUCUCAUCGCGUACCUCAAGGCUGCGUGCAAGUAAGCAUAUGCACGCGUGGACGAGGGGGCUCGGUCGCUGAGCGUCACAUUAGGCACGAGGCGGUGAGCUCCCUCUGCGGGGGGCGGUUGAUUUUUUGGUGGUUAAAAUUCUGUUUGUACUUCUUCUGUUUGGGCGACGACGCACGGGAGCGGGUGAGCUGCUCGCGCGUGGGCUCGCGUCGCGGGACGAACGGAACGCGGGCGACGACGUUGUAGGCAACCGCGCGGGACGGUCGUGAUAUUAUAACAUCUCAUUUUUCACAC